Aspergillus pseudotamarii is the source of this 2107-nucleotide messenger RNA. Its product is annotated as RING-H2 finger protein. The transcript has 2 exons. Lineage: Eukaryota; Fungi; Ascomycota; Eurotiomycetes; Eurotiales; Aspergillaceae. The coding region runs from base 120 to 1586 and encodes 488 amino acids. The record is from RefSeq and is a predicted model, not a curated record.
UUGUAAGGCAGUUCUUGUUGCUUCGCCAUGUGUAUGGUCCAUAUGAUUGUUACUUUCAAAAGCGCUGUGCCAUUGUCUUCGACACCGUUGAUUGGAACUGAAUCCACCUUCCGCAGUAUAUGCGAGAAACAAAACACCAACAAUGUCCCCGCCUGCUGCUGCGAAAUCUCUCACCACGGCUGCCACACUCUUUCCAGGUCCAGGGAGAGCGACGAACACUACUCCGUCGGCCAACGUACGUCUCAAGAAUCUCCACAUGUUGUCUGAAAGGAAAUUCUUACAUUGAACGACAGGACAGCGCGAGCUUCCGUUUCGUAGUGGAUGGUACGGUUCAGACACUGUCCUCCCAGGAUACUCCAGGAAAUGCCCCAAUACGAGGGCUCUUGUUCGUUCCUAGUCUCGAUGUUGAGGAUUCAUGCAACAAUCUCACCGCUCCAUUCAUACCCACCCAUGUCACCCGCCAUCCCGACGUGGAUAGAUUCAGGUUUCAGACCAUUGGCCUUGCGCCGUGGGUGAACGCUGAGUGUGCUGAGUCCUUCAUCGACGCCUCGCAGCGUGUAGGUUCCGAUGCGCUGGUAUUCUUCUUGCCUGGGAGCAACAAUACCAAACCGCCACCAAAUGAAGAUCCGACGUGGUCAUUGAGAGACGGUGAGGAUUGGAAGAACCCAAAUAUCCUCCCCGUGUAUGCGAUCCCUGGUCCGGCGGGUGUGACCCUCAUGAAUCAGCUGGCGUGGUAUCCGGGGAACACAAGCUAUGCGCACAAUGGUCACAAUGCUUCCGCAUCCGUGACAGGUCAGCCCGACAUACGGCUGCUGAGCCUUAUUGAUUUUGAAAGGGCUCAAGGCAAAAUGCCCAGUCUCUGGGGGUUCAUUCUUGCCAUCCUAGGGACAAUAUUGGUUCUCAGCAUGACUGUUCUACUUUGCUAUCAAUUGGUACAGAAGAGGCGCCGGGAGAGGCUGCAGCAGAGGAUUGAGUCUGGAGAGGCAGACAUGGAGAUGUUGGGUUUGCACCUCAUGAAAGUCCCACAGGAGAUCUUAGAUACACUGCCAAUAUACACAUAUCCGGAUUGGAGCGCUUUGGGUGACACUCCUGAGCCCAACAACAAGAGUUCUUUACGAUCCAAGGAACUCCAAGAAUGCACGGAGAAAAAGGAGGGAACAGACACAAGCCCCGACGCCAUUACAGCGACCGAGGUACGGGAUGACAAGAAAGAAAGCCAAGAAAAAGAAGAGUCCGGCGACGAACACUCGCCGGGCGACGCCGACAGCUCCCCCAGCGCGCCGUCCUGUUCGUCGUCAAUUAAUACCUGUGCCAAAGGCCGCCCUCCCAAGCUUAAGAGACUGAGCCACUCGCAAACCACAUGUGCCAUCUGUCUCGAGGACUUCAUCCCGCAUGAGUCUACUGUCCGCGAACUCACCUGCGGUCAUAUCUUCCACGUCGAGUGCAUCGAUGCGUCGCUGACGCGGAAUAGCUGUCUAUGUCCGAUGUGCAAGAAGAGUGUUUUGCCGCCAGGGUAUUACCCGACGCCUAUCACCAAUAGAGUAGUUCAUCGCGAUUUCAUGAUGCGGAGGGCGAAUUCGGCUUGAGUUGGUUUUUGUUCAGGGGUUGGUUUCUGUGGCUGUAUUUGAUGGAUAAACGUUAUGAUACCCUGCAUGUUUGGCUCUUUGUUUUCUUGGUAUAGGUCAUAUAUAAUACAUAGAUCUCCAGCUUUUAGUUUUGGGUCUUGAGGUUUUUAUCUUCUCUUAAACAUUCUUCUUUUUAGUAGAACAAAUAAUAGCAUUGGAAUCAGGAAAAGGAUCCGGGCUAUUCUCUAUUAUGCUACAAGUGAUGAAUCUAAUAUUGGUUAUCGUUCUCUUGUACGGGGCAUAGAGAAUAGUUAGCCAUAGUCGAGCAAGGAUAAAGAUGCGCUUUGUAUAGAAUACACUCAAAUCCCACAGAUAAUAAGAAAAGAGUCGCCAUGUACUAUCUAAUCGACUCGACAGCUCAAUGUAGUAUUCAAAAUAUGCAAUAGGGUAUACUUCGUACACCCCUCCAGAAUUUACCAACUCCGUCUACGUCACUCCACGCGCUUAUCGAUAAGAUAAAAUAAAUAAAUCUUCUCCACCAA